This is a messenger RNA of Acyrthosiphon pisum (pea aphid), 1970 nucleotides long. RefSeq lists its product as uncharacterized. The record is from RefSeq and is a predicted model, not a curated record. Lineage: Eukaryota; Metazoa; Arthropoda; Insecta; Hemiptera; Aphididae. Gene Ontology annotation, biological process: synapse organization. Gene Ontology annotation, cellular component: neuron projection membrane. The coding region runs from base 719 to 1693 and encodes 324 amino acids. The transcript is spliced from 6 exons.
UAUUAACACUCAACUAAGAAUCUUAGUUUAAGAUAUAUGUAAAAACUAACUAGGUUAGGUAACUAGGUUAUAGUAGGUAUAAUAUAAUAUAUAAAUAAAAACGAAUCAAUAAGAGAAUCACAAAAACUUGACAAAAACAAUCGCAAACGUAUCUUAAAUUCAUCAAGCCAUUUCACAGCUGCUAUAUGUUACGUAAGUAUAAAAUACAAAAAACGAUUGUUAUGUUCAAAUUAUCAUUAUACUUCCGUUUUAAAAUUAAACAAACUACGAUCAUUUAUAAGAAGAUUAAUUUUUUAAAAACAACUGAUUACAUCAUUGGUUUUUGAUGUGGCACGACCGUGGUUACCGCCAAGUCCGUCCCCGCGUUACUACGGCCACUGCUGGUUACCGUAUCCGUUACCAUUAGCUGCACUUCGGCUUCUACCAGUGACAACGGCGUCUCGAUCCAGCAGUCAUAUUCUGCAGUGAUAGUGGCAUCAAUAUCAAAACAGACGAUUCGGCACGUGAUGGCGAAUCCGUCGAAACUGGCAACUCCGCGGACCACAAUCGGAACGACAAUCCAAUUUCGGGAGCAUUACCCGAGGAAUUUUCACGCACGGUCAUAUUAGGUAAUGAUAUAGAUCUCUUGUUCACCGGCAAACUAUGGUCAUCGCUGCUUUCCGACGGUUUCAGGAUAUUUUACCGGUGAUUGUCAACAGUCGGUACCAUCAAGUAGGGCAUGGAUUUUCAACCGACCUCUGUAGGUGCUUCGGCCGCAGAGUUUGCAAGCAAGGCCAUAUUAGACCCCAGUGGUGGAGUACAGGCUGACAACGACGACGUUAGUGACGGUGGUUCGCCAGUGGCGGCAGUUGACUUCGGUGAGGCGGCGGACAGUGACAGGAAGCAGAGGAGAGUGCACCACCACAAACGCCAUUUGUCGAGAUCUUCAUCGGCGGUCGACUAUGCCCCGGGGAAUGCACUGAUUAACGAGCUCGGAAAUCCGGACAACAUGUUCGUCACCGAAAACGGCACCGUUGUCACGUCACAGAUCGGCGGCACCGCAAUUCUGCCAUGCGCCACCGUCAAGCCCGGCACGGCCACGGUGUCAUGGAUGAGACGGAUAGACUAUACAAUUUUAACAAUAGGAACGAGAAGUUAUAGCAGUGACAAAAGGUUUUACGUAGACCACACCAGACAUCUAAAGACAUGGAAUUUAGAAAUAACACCAGUGGAAGCAUCAGACGCGGGCUUAUACGAAUGCCGUAUAGCUACACAUCCAACUACCAGCAAUUUUGUACAUUUAAAAGUCACAGAGGCCAGAGCGGAAAUCCUCGGUUCACCGGACCUGUACAUCAUGAGCGGCAGCAGCUUAAGACUGGUGUGCCGGCUACAGGGGUCAACACAAGCCCCGCUGUUCGUGUUCUGGUAUCAUUCCGAUCGGAUGAUCAAUUUUGACACGGAUCGGGGCCUGGUCGUGCACAUCAACAGCACGGAAAGCGACCUGAUUAUGCCGUACACAAACACGUCGGACAGCGGCAAUUACACAUGUCAACCGCAAAACAUAUCGCCGGCCACGAUUCACGUGCACGUGCUCCAAUCUGAAGUACCGGCGGCCAUGCAACACGGGGUCCGUAGCUCGACUUCGGGGUCAUUCGCCAUCUCCAAUUGUGCUAUGUUUACAAUAAUCUAUAUGCUUUUGCAAAUGUUAAGCUAAAAUGGACUGGACAUUUGUAAAUAAUAUUAAAUAAAUAUUACAUUAUAAUUUUCCAUCAUACUAAUAAUAAUUAUACAUUAUGUUUUCAAUGUAAAUAGAUAAUAAUAUAAUGAUUACGAUGUAUUAUAAGUUAUAAUAUUAUAAUGACAUCACUAUCGUGUUACAUUAAUCGAUGUGUAUAAAUCUAUAAUCAAACAAAUACAGUAAAAAAAAGGAAAUAUUUAUUAUCAGUUUGUUUGCGUAAGUUUUUUAACAUUUUAUUUUGUACAGGCAAGUG